This is a messenger RNA of Phaethon lepturus (White-tailed tropicbird), 1137 nucleotides long. RefSeq names its product NADH dehydrogenase (ubiquinone) flavoprotein 3, 10kDa (gene NDUFV3). The annotation marks the transcript as partial. Gene Ontology annotation, biological process: mitochondrial ATP synthesis coupled electron transport. The record is from RefSeq and is a predicted model, not a curated record. The transcript is spliced from 4 exons. NCBI's taxonomy places the organism in Eukaryota, Metazoa, Chordata, Aves, Phaethontiformes, Phaethontidae. Gene Ontology annotation, cellular component: mitochondrion.
GUGAUGCGGCUGGAGGCCCGGGGGCUGCGAGGGGCCGCUCCCUCCGCGGCGCUCUGUACCAGGCCGGUGGGCUCCGGGACUCCUCCAGAUUCAGUAUCUGCAAACAAAGGUGAGAGCAUAUCUAGUACUAACCUCCAGGAAGCUUCAAAACCUUCUGCUGAAGACAUGAGGAUGUUCAUGUCAAGAAAAACUGUGGUCGCAUUUCCUCAGCGGAUAGUUGUUUCUUCCCUUGAGGAAGACGACCUCACUACAGCUGCAACAGAAGGCAACUUGAGGAAAGAGUUAGCUGAGGAAGAAAAUUCAUCUUCAUCCAGCUCAGAUUCAGAUUCUAGCUCAGAUUCUGAGGAAGAAAAUGAUGAUGAUGAUUCAGAAGUUGCCAUUAAAACCAAAGUUGAGUUUCCUAGACGAGAUUCCAUCUUUUCCGAGAACAUAGCGGUAAAAGCAUCAAUGCUAGCAAAAGAGAACUUGUCCCAGAAAUCCCACAAAGAAUAUGUAGCUAAGAAGCAGCCACGCAAAACAGAAACUGAUGUGUCUCCUAUCAAGCAGGUCUCAUUUUCUAAAACAUCAGUCAGCCAUGAAACAUCAAAAUCCAAAGCAAGAGACCCCAAAGUAAAAUCAACUCCAAAAGAAGCAGGUCAGCAGAAGCUGGUCUUAGAACAACACAUGGUUGAAAGCCUGACUGAUGUUGCUCAUAAAUCUGAUCAUUUGGAGGAAAAGUCCAUUGGAACCCAAGUAGCAGCUAUUCAUCUGAAAGCUUCAUCAGUGACUCAGGAAGACAAAAAGCAAAAACUGGUAUCCAGAGGAGAAGAAAAAAAGGUGGAGGCACAGGAGUCAGAAGCAGAAGAAGUAACUACUCCUAAACUAGAAGAACGGACUUUUGAAAGCACAAGGUUGGUGAUGGGCACCACAGCAAAGGAGGAGACCAUUCAGGAAGCAGGAGUCCAGGCUGGAGAAAGAAUCACAAUAGAGGAGACCACAGCAGCUGCUGAGCCUGCUCCAGAAGAUUUCGAUAAUUCUACCUACAAGAACCUUCAGCAUCAUGAAUAUAACAUUUAUACCUUUGUUGAUUCUGUUGCGGUUCUCUCAAAAUUCAGGCAGCCUCAGCCGUCUUCUGGAAGACCAUCACCAAGGCACUGA